Messenger RNA from Sclerotinia trifoliorum, 1869 nucleotides. Lineage: Eukaryota; Fungi; Ascomycota; Leotiomycetes; Helotiales; Sclerotiniaceae. The record is from the annotation of a GenBank genome assembly.
CGUUUUCUCGUUAACCCCCUCAAAUGAGAAGCUAUACUUUAAACAAUUUUAUCGGGCGCUUCCGGCACUGCCGCGAUGGCAUCUAUUUUCAGAUGGGCAAGAACUGUUCUUCAAAGGGCACCAUCGCCGCCCGGGCGUUUUCCGAUAACGGGAAUUGAAUGGAUCAAUGAGGUUCAGCCGUUAAAAGAAGAGCAGUUUGAAGGCUUCAAGCACGGCUUAUACUAGCCUGCGAAUAUUGGAGAUAUAUUUGCGUCGAAGUACCAAGUUGUUGGAAAACUUGGGUAUGGUAUUACGUCUACCGUCUGGUUAGCUUGCGAUCUUCAAUAGGUCUUUCGCAUUGUUCAUUAUGUCGUCCAUAUCUUCUAUAUGAUCUAACAAAUCAGAGCACAUGAUCAUGUUGCUCUAAAGAUAUAUACCCGUGAUGGGAAUCCACAGGAAGAAUUCAAAAUCUAUCAGCUCCUGAAGAAAGGAAAUCAUUGGCACCCGGGUUACUCUCACAUCAGGACCGCCAUAUAAACCUUCGUAAUACCCCGAUCUGGAGGAUAUCACACAAGCCUUGUCAAGAAGCCAAUGUGGGAUAGUUUUAGAGACCUGAGAUAUCCUCUUCCAGAUGGAUUGUUCACCGAGGAACUUCUCAAAAACUCCCUUAAACAACUUCUCUUGGCACUAGACUAUAUACACACCGAGUGUAAACUUGUUCACACAGGUGGUACAAUUUUUGUUAUCUCUAUGGUGUUCACUCCCAGGUUUAAAGUGAUGGCAGCUGAUGGAUGAACUCGUGUUGCUCGACACUUUACUGAUUGCUGUUUGCAGACAUCAAGGCCGACAAUAUUUUUUCUCAAAUAGAAGACAAAUCUAUUCUCGAUGCCUUCACCAAUGCGGAAAUGCGAAACCCUUCUCCCCGAAAAUCAAUCAACGGAGUAACUGUCCAUACUUCACGACAAUUGGAAAUUCCAAAAUUCUUUGGCGACUCCGUUUUGAGUGAUUUCGGUUCAGCGGUGCGGGGCGACGAGAAGAGAAAUCACAAUGCGGGGCCUCAGAUUUAGAGGGUUCGUAUUAUACUGUGUCUUUUUGGGUCUCAGCUUGUAAAUCACGAUUCGAAUGACCAUGUUUAUCUGCUACUAGGCGCCCGAAGUCAUGAUAAAAGCCGCAUGGACCUACCCUGUUGAUAUCUGGAAUGUUGGAGUUAUGGUAUGGGACCUUUUUGAAGGUGAGCAUAUGUUUUAUGGCAAUGAUCCCGAUGGGAAAGGUUACUCGACUCGUGCGCAUUUAGCAGAGGUUAUUGGAAUGCUAGGUCCUCCCCCUCUGGAUCCAGUCAAACGAGACGUGCGUAGUCCCGAAUUUUUUGAUGAAGAAGGUAUGUACUUUAAAGAAUCCUUUGGUCUAAAUCAAAACCCUAACCUAAUCCCCCACGCGUGUAGGGAAAUGGAUAGCUGAGAUACCUAUCAUGGAAGACAAGAGCUUGGAGAAAUCCGAGCUGCGUCUUCGAGGGAAAAAUAAGGAUAUGUUUUUGGAACUUAUGCGAGGAAUGCUUCAAUGGCGUCCCGAGGAUAGAAAGACUGGCAGGGAGCUAAUUGAUGAUCCGUGGCUGACUCAAGUAGUAGAAUGAAUGCUGCAGACGCUGGUGAUGGAUGUUCUUCUGGCUUGUACUUCUGGCUUGUACUUCUGGCUUGUACUUCUGGCUUGUACUUCUGGCUUGUACUUCUGGCUUGUACUUCUGUCUACAUUGACUGUUUAUGGUGGAUGUGGAUGUGUAACCUAUUGAGAACCAUAAUAUUUGUUCGAGAGGUUCUCAGCUGCAAUUCCAAAACAGCAUAGUAAGACUUUACCACUCUGACCAAGGGACAACAAUGAUUAUAUCCUCCAUAC